Lachancea meyersii CBS 8951 is the source of this 1005-nucleotide messenger RNA. The record is from the annotation of a GenBank genome assembly. NCBI's taxonomy places the organism in Eukaryota, Fungi, Ascomycota, Saccharomycetes, Saccharomycetales, Saccharomycetaceae.
AUGGAUCAGUCAAUUGACGCCGAGCAGGCUCUUUUGGAGCGGCAUCGUGCUGAGAAGAAAGAUUUGCAAAAUCAAAUCACUGGGAUGAAAAAGCAGGCUACCAAGUCCAAGCGGAAACAAGUCAACGCUCGUUGCGAAGAGCUCGAGCAUCAAAUGCAGCUGCGACACAAGCAGGAGCUUGAAGAGCUUACACAGGGUGCGGGAGCAGGAGCAGAGGCAAAAGCACCAGAAGAAACACACUCACAGAACCCACAAGACGGCGAAGAAGCACAAGAAGUGAGUCCCGAAAAACUGCUCGAGCAGCUGAGUAUGGACGGGCAAGAUGCAGCCAACGCCGCCACGACAAAUGCCACACAGCAGCAGCAGCAGCAGCAGCAGCCGAAGAAACGACGGAAUCGUCAGCGUGAAAAAAUCGCCAAGCGCGAGGCAGAAGUCGCACGCAUGAAGCAGGCUGCCGCACUAGAGGCUGCUCAAAUGCCCGAUUAUAAACAGAUGGAGCAGGACGCUCUGGACCAGAUCUGCACUCUCAACAAGCUGAUUCAGCACGAUAUCCAGCCCGACGGUCACUGUCUCUUUGCAUCGAUCCUGGAUCAACUCCAAACCCGCCAUUUGCCCUUGGAGGGCUGUGUCUACGAGUUUCCCAAAAGCUACUCACACACCAACGCUUCACACCAUCUGGACGUAUACAAACUACGAUCUCUAGCGACAUGUUACGUUCGCGAGCACCCGGACGACUUCGUGCCCUACCUGUUCGAUGAGGCCACACUCACGGUCAAAGACAUCGCUGACUACACCAAGACCAUGGAAGAGACAGCACAAUGGGGCGGUGAGGUCGAGAUCCUCGCGCUGGCGAAAGUUUUAAAAUGUUGCAUCAGCGUCCUGAUGAGCGGCAGAGCUACUCACCUAGUGAAUGAAGACGAAAUGACCAAUCCGCAGCUCAAACUAGUCUACUACAAGCACAGUUACGCUCUCGGAGAGCACUACAACUCUCUGCGCGAUGAGUAA